Molecule: messenger RNA, 375 nt
Organism: Adineta ricciae
Lineage: Eukaryota; Metazoa; Rotifera; Eurotatoria; Adinetida; Adinetidae
Source: the annotation of a GenBank genome assembly
AUGACAAUACGUUCUAUGAGUGGCGGCAAUCGCCGCUCGAAAACGAAUACCAAAAACUCUGAACUGUUUACACUCGUCUGGUUGCAUACACCUGUGCAAGAAAGUCUGAAAACUGAAGACAAAGUACGUUCAAUCAUAAAUGAACUUGAACAGUUUCAAGAUGCAACCGAAAAUGGUGAACAUAUCGAACAGAAAUCUUCGCAAGAUCGUUUAUUUGUCAUUGUGAGUGAUCAACUCGAACGACAGUCAGUUCCAUGCAUUCGUCAUUAUCAUCAAGUUAUUUCAAUAUAUGUAUAUUGUCUGGAUAAAACAAUCAAUGAAGAAUGGAUGCAUCGAUAUUGGAAAGUAAACCAAAGGAGAACAGAAGUGUUCUAA